Messenger RNA from Ascoidea rubescens DSM 1968, 2545 nucleotides. It is a transcript of the gene TYW1, whose product is annotated as putative tRNA 4-demethylwyosine synthase. NCBI's taxonomy places the organism in Eukaryota, Fungi, Ascomycota, Saccharomycetes, Ascoideales, Ascoideaceae. The transcript has a single exon. The record is from RefSeq and is a predicted model, not a curated record. Gene Ontology annotation, biological process: wybutosine biosynthetic process. The annotation marks the transcript as partial. Gene Ontology annotation, molecular function: 4 iron, 4 sulfur cluster binding; catalytic activity; FMN binding.
AAUGAUGGAACGUUUUACUUUGCUUUGCGAUUUAGUUGUUGUUGGUGGGUCUGGGUUGUACUGCUGCACAGGUGGCAGACUCACUGUUGGCUUGUUGGCUGUUGUCUUGUACUUUUGUGUGGGAAGGGCGAGCUUGAAGACUGCUCAUCUCGACAACGACAGCCAGAUAGGAAAACCAGCACCAAUUGUUGUGGAGAAACCAGUUUCGGAAAUUGGGCUGGAGAAAGGUGUGAUUGAGAAACCCACUACGCUUGUAGCUAAUAGCGAUGUCCGAGCUGUUCAGAUAAAGCCAAGGACCAAAAAAAAACGAGUUGCAAAGGUGAUCAAAGCCAGGCCUCCAGUCAAAUCGAGCGAGAAGAGCAACCAGCCGAUUGAUUAUUUGAACUCCAACAUUGUUAUUUUUUAUUCGUCAUUGACUGGAUCAUCACAACGCAAUGCGAAGUAUCUUUACGAUAAGCUUAAUGAUUCGAAGGCAUUGAAAAACAGGGCUACUUUGUUGAAUCUUGAUAUUGAUAUUGAUGACUAUGACAAUUAUUUUUUUACUGUUCCGGAAAAGCUGAAGAAUUUGAUAUAUAUAUUGGUGUUGCCAUCAUAUGAGACGGAUUCGCCUAUUGAUUAUUUUAUCCAAACCAUUAACGACAAUGCGAAUGAUUUCAGGAUUGACAAGUAUCCGUUGAGGAAAAAAAUCAUUGGGUACAGUGUUAUUGGAAUUGGGGAUAAAGAGCAUUAUGGAGGUGAUAAGUUUUGUUAUCAAGCCAUUCAAGUUGAUCAAAUUUUGAGCAAAUUGGGUGGAAAUCGAAUCUUCCCAUUGAGCAAGUUUUGUAUCAAGUAUGAUACCGAUACGAAAAUCAAAGAAUGGAUUGAUUUUUUGGUGGAAAAUUUACUGUCCGAGGAGCCAUUGAGUUAUAGUAAUGAGAGUGAAAGUACCAGCGGUAAGAUUAAUUUAAGUAAUUAUAAUGAUAAUGGUAAUUCAGAUUAUGAAAAUGGUGAAGAUGAAUAUAAUAAUAAUGAAUUUAGUGAUAAUGAGAGCAAUAGUUCUAAUACGGAUCAAUCUUUGAUUGAUGUUGAAGACAUGGGUAAAUAUAGUGCCUCAUCAGCCGAUGUACAAAAUAAUCUUAGUUUCAAUUCAAAUUCAAAUUUAAAUUCAAAUUCAAGGGAUAUAAUUGUGCCAGAAGUUAAAGAAAUGAUAUCAAAGGAUUCGCCAACAUAUAAAGCGUUAACCAAACAAGGGUAUACAAUUGUUGGUACGCAUUCUGGAGUUAAGAUAUGUCGAUGGACCAAGUCAGCCUUACGUGGGAGAGGAUCGUGUUACAAGUUUGCUUUUUAUGGGAUCAAGUCGCAUCUUUGUAUGGAGACUACACCAUCGUUAUCGUGUUCAAACAAGUGUGUAUUUUGCUGGAGACAUGGGACCAAUCCAGUGGGGACGUCGUGGAGAUGGCAAGUUGAUGGGCCAGAGCUAAUUCUAAAGGGAGCAUUGGAGGGCCAUUAUAAGAAAAUCAAGCAGAUGCGAGGAGUUCCAGGUGUGAAACCGGAAAGAUUCCAAGAAGCCUUUCGAGUUAGGCACUGUGCACUUUCAUUAGUUGGAGAACCAAUCUUUUACCCAUAUAUCAAUGAAUUUGUGGGAAUGUUGCACGAAAAAGAGAUUUCAUCGUUUUUGGUUUGCAACGCACAGCAUCCUGAACAAUUGAGGAAUUUGAAAAAAGUGACGCAAUUGUAUGUCAGUAUUGAUGCGUCGACCAAGAGCAGUUUAAAAAAAGUGGAUCGGCCAUUGUUUAAAGAUUUUUGGGAGAGAUUAAUAAGCUGUCUUGAUAUUCUCAAUAGCGUUCAAAAGAGGCAGAGAACUGUUUUCAGGUUAACGUUGGUGAAGGGAUUCAAUAUGGGAGAAGUGGAUGGGUAUGUUGAUUUGAUUGAAAGAGGACAGCCAUCGUUGAUCGAGAUAAAAGGAGCUACGUUUUGUGGAAGUUCGAGUGGGAAUGGGAAUCCGUUGACGAUGCAAAAUAUUCCGUUUUAUGAAGAGUGCAGGAGGUUUGUGAUUGCCAUUAAUGAGGGAUUGAGAGCAAAAGGAUUGGACUAUGACAUCGCAGCAGAGCAUGCCCACUCGUGCUGUAUAUUGGUUGCGCAAAAGAGAUACUGCAUCGAUGGGAAAUGGUUUACUCACAUCGACUACAAGAGGUUUUUCGAGUUGUUGCGAGAAAAGGGACAGGAGUUUGAUGAAAUGGAGUACAUAUCAGAAACACCCCAGUGGGCGUACUGGGGCUCGAAAGAAGCUGGGUUCAAUCCAGACGAUGUGAAGUUCAGCCGAAGCGAAGAAAAGGCGAAAAACCGGGCAAUCCGAGAGGCAGCAGCAGCAGAGGCAGCAGAGGCAGCUAGACAGGAGGCCAACGAGAUCGACAUCAAUCUCGCCAUGGCGGCGCAGUGAAGGCAGCGAUCGCAGCAGAAGCACCAGCAGAAGCAUCACCAGCAAACUCAGCACCAGCAAGCAAAACUAAAGCAGCACAAUACAGAGUGUUUCCUAUUCGGGUUUGGAGCCGUAGCACUGGAUGGU